UAGCCAGCCGUAUCGGUCCGCCACAGGUCUAUUUCCGGUAUCGUAUUCGUGAACGGAUCCUUUUUGACUCGAAGAACGCCGCGAUGAGUGGAUCGAAGGUUUCCCGUGACACUCUGUACGAGUGCAUCAGCCAGGUGCUAGAACACUCAACCACCAAGAAAAGGAAGUUCCUCGAGACUGUGGAACUUCAGGUUGGACUGAAGAACUACGACCCGCAAAAGGAUAAACGUUUCUCUGGCACUGUCAAGCUGCGUAACAUCCCCCGUCCCAAGUUUACCGUAUGCGUACUUGGAGACCAACAGCAUUGCGAUGAGGCCAAGUCCAACAAUAUUCAAUGCAUGGAUGCCGAAGCCCUGAAAAAGCUCAACAAAAACAAGAAGCUCGUGAAGAAGCUUGCGAAGGGCUAUGACGCUUUCCUUGCAUCCGAGUCACUAAUCAAGCAGAUCCCUCGUCUUCUGGGUCCUGGACUUAACAAGGCCGGCAAGUUCCCUACUCUUUUGUCGCACAAUGAGUCUAUGAUCAGUAAAGUCGACGAGGUCAAGUCUACCAUCAAGUUCCAGAUGAAGAAGGUGUUGUGCCUUUCGGUGGCCGUGGGUAACGUUGGCAUGAACCAGGAUGAGCUCGCUUCCAAUAUCUCGCUGGCCAUCAACUACCUGGUGUCUCUGCUGAAGAAGAACUGGCAGAACAUUCGUUCUCUGCACAUUAAAAGCACUAUGGGUCCGCCCCAACGCCUUUACUAAAUGCCUGGGUCUGGAGCUUCCGCUUAAUGUUUUUUGACGCUUCGUAGACCAACGACAAUAAAAAUCGGUUCAUAGCUAAUAAAGUCUUCUCAUUUGCGGUUAAUUAUAUAUUAUCUGAAAGCGCAACAACCUCCUAAACAAUAUGUAACUGCCGAAUGCGAAAAAUUUUGUGACACAUAAUUCUGAACUUUGAUAGAAUUGAGUUAUAUUGUAAUUAAAACCCACAUUGCUCGAAAAUA
Molecule: messenger RNA, 979 nt
Organism: Varroa destructor (honeybee mite)
Lineage: Eukaryota; Metazoa; Arthropoda; Arachnida; Mesostigmata; Varroidae
Gene: RpL10Ab
Product: ribosomal protein L10Ab
Biological process (GO): translation
Cellular component (GO): large ribosomal subunit
Molecular function (GO): structural constituent of ribosome; RNA binding
Source: RefSeq, a predicted model, not a curated record